Molecule: messenger RNA, 7865 nt
Organism: Ruditapes philippinarum (Manila clam)
Lineage: Eukaryota; Metazoa; Mollusca; Bivalvia; Venerida; Veneridae
Product: TELO2-interacting protein 2-like
Exons: 1
Coding region: 68-1636 (522 amino acids)
Cellular component (GO): cytosol; nucleoplasm; centrosome
Source: RefSeq, a predicted model, not a curated record
UUUAAAAAUGGCGGCCCCCAUGAACAAGUUCUGUUGAUUUUUCUGAUGUUUUCUUGCAAACUCCAUAAUGUCAGUUGACACCAGAGCUUUACUUUGUAAAGUAAAUGUUGAAAAUGGCUGUUUUCGGAGCCCUCGAGACAAAGACAUAGCUAAAGACAUUUGGGAGCGUCAUAGUUUGCAAAACUUACUAGAAGCUUUGAGUCAUGUUUCCAGGGACUCUUCCAUAAAAAGAAUUUUUAAUGAAAAAUACAUCGUGAUUUUAACAGUUUUAAUUGAAAAUGGACCAGAUGGAUGGAUCAAAAUAUUUGUAGAUGGUUUCAAUGACGUAAAUGUACAAACUUUGUGUGUAAAUAGUGUUCGGACAAUUUCAAAAGUCGCUAGUGCUGAAGUAAAAUCAGAAACAGAAUAUGGCCUAUUUGAUGCCGAAGAUUUUCCUCAUGUGGCUAAACGGUCCUGUUUAGUUCUAAAUAUUUUACAGACUCUUCUUAGAAAAGUGACUCUAUGUGGAAGAGUGUAUAAGGAACUUGAUACUUGGACAUGUUUGUUCCAGAUAGGAUAUUUCUUAUUUGGGAUUGCAGCCCAACAGUUAAAAGACAAUCCGUGGACAAACACAAAUUCUGAAACCCUUGCAAAUGACAGCAUCACUCUUCUUUUGGAAACAUUUCAAUGUCCUUCUGUUUGUGAGUUUCUUUUACUUGAUACAAAGCAUGUAUUUCCUGGAGAUCAAGAUCUACAUUACAGCACACAUGUAAAGAAGUCUGUGAUAGGGAAAUUACUGUUGCAAUGGAAACCUCAUCUGCAGCGUAAAACUUGGAGAAAAAACCCAGCUAUAGCUUCAAGCUUCUCAUGGUGCCUUCAGUAUCUGAAAUACCCGUAUCUUAGUGAAUUUUUAGAGUUAGUUCUGCCCCCAUGUUUAUUAUUUGUGGAUGAUCAUAUUGUUCAAAAUAAAGAGAUGGGUACCAGAUGCCUUGUUCAUAUUCUGCAGAAUGCAACUGGUGAAGAAUUAAGGUGGUAUGGCCGUGCUGACGUUAUCUAUGAAGCGUUGAAACUACAAAUGUAUACCACAGAAGAAUCUUUGCUUGGACUGACACACGAUGCUUUACUACUGAUCUUGAAAGUGAUUGUGAAGGAUAGUGAAAAUUUAGGUGCAACAACAAAAUAUGAUGAAAUAUUUUCACUUAUUCUUCAAGCAGCUUUUCAUGAAAAUAAGCUUGUUUUGCGAAGAGUUCACUCUUGUUCACUUCAUACAUUUAUUGAGUGUUUAGGUGUAAAUGUUGUUAAAUACAUGAAAAGACUUUUAGAACUUAUUGAAGAAUAUUUGGAAAUCAGUGAUGCACCCUCUGAAGAAGCUAGACUGAACACUUUGAUUGCAUUGAGAAGUCUUAUCAAAACUGCCUGGACAAGGAUACCUUCACAUUCAGAUGUAAUCAUCAAAGAUCUUGUAAAACUAAUUCACCAGAUCUCUACAAGUGAAUCAGAAGUAGAUGACAAUCAACUACUGACACUUGCAGUUGAAUGUUUAAAACUCCUUAAAACUCUUGAUGAAACAUUUGUUUCUAAAAGCAUCCAACAAUUGCAGGAUUUGCCUUUUCCAAACAAAGUGCAUGCCAUUUUGCAGCAGGUUGUAGUGAAGUAAGAUAUUAUUUUAAAGCUAUACCUUCAAUCAACUGAACAGUAAUGUCAGGAAGCAAAGUUUAAACAAAAAAAAAAUGCACAAAAACUGUGAAACAACCAAAAGUGAAACAAAUUGUACUAUUUCAUUUUUUCAUAAUCAUUUAUUGAUUUAAAUAAUUGCACUUGCGUAACAACAAAACAUAUUCAAUUAAUAAGAGCAACUUUGUUUUAAUAUAUUUUUACAAAUUUAUUGUUUACAGUUGUUAAUUAUUAAAAACCAACAAGAAUUAUAAUAACUAUGUAGUUAGUGGGUUUUAUUGACUAUUUAUAUCCCUAUCAAACUUAGUUUUAUAUAGAAAUCAUCCUGUCCUGUUUGGAUUGUUUCAUUUGCCUGGCUUUUUGCAAUAAAUUUUUUUAGCUAUUGCUACAGUCAUGAUGUCCUUGCUUUUGCUGUCCACAAACUUUCUCAUAUUUUUUUGUUUGUUUUUAAUGCAUUGUCUUGAAAAGUCUUCUUACUUGUAUAAAACAACUCUGACAAAACCUUCAAGCAGCACAUACCUGGUCUUAACUCAUAAAUGACCUUGACAGUUACCUUAAAGGUCAAAUUAUGGAAUUUUGCUAGAAGUGCUAAAAUUGGCUGUAACUGUGAUGUUUAGGAUUAGAUUGUCUUCAUAUUUAAACAAAACUACAUUACAGACAAAAUCUCUAAGAAAACCAAACUAAAUUUGACAUUGAAUCAUAAAUUACUGUGACCUUGAAGGUCAAAUUAUUGUUGUUUAACUGUUUUUUGCUGUAAUUGGCUAUAACAUUGUAUAGUUAUGAAAUGAAUUCAUUGUCUGCAAACUUCGGCACAACAAUCCUUGGGACAAUUCAUUCAGGAAAAUUGAAUUGUACUGGGGUGAGUAACCAGAAGCAUUCGUUAGAGUUACGAUCAUCGUUAAGCCUUGGUUAAGCUCUAUUUAGUGAUUUACCCUCUAACCUAAAACGUUCGUUAUACCAAAACGACUACCUCGGAGUACAUGUUAGACCUUCGUUGAAGAAAAACAACGUGUGAAGCUCUUUCAACAAACUUUCUAAGAGUAUAUAUUAUUUUUAUGCCCCCACAAUGUGGGAGCAUAUUGCGUUGCACUUGUCCGUCCGUCCAUCUGUCCAGAUGGCAGAUUUUGCUUUCACUUACAGGGAUGAACAACCUUAAUGUGUAGAUGGUAGUAAAGGAAGGAAUUUUCGCUGCGACCAAAUUUAACAGAAUUAUGGCCUUUUGUUGAUUUUUUCACUAGAUACUUUGUAGAAAUUUUGUGAACGCAACUCCUCUUAAACCGGAUGGCAGAUUUUGCUUAAACUUACAGGGAUGAACAACCUUAAUGUGUACAUGGCAAUAAAGGAAGGAAUUUUUGCUGCGACCAAAUUUUACAGAAUUAUGGCCCUUUGUUGAUUUUUUCACUAUAUACUAUGUAGAAAUUUUGUGAAUGCAACUCCUCUUAAACCGGAUGGCAGAUUUUGCUUAAACUUACAGGGAUGAACAACCUUAAUGUGUAGAUGGUAGUAAAGGAAGGAAUUUUUGCUGCGACCAAAUUUAACAGAAUUAUGGCCCUUUGUUGAUUUUUUCACUAGAUACUUUGUAGAUAUUUUGUGAACGCAACUCCUCUUAAACCGGAUGGCAGAUUUUGCUUAAACUUACAGGGAUGAACAACCUUAAUAUGUAGAUGGUAGUAAAGGAAGGAAUUUUUGCUGCAACCAAAUCUUACAGAAUUAUGGCCCUUUGUUGUUUUUUUUUCACUAUAUACUAUGUAGAAAUUUUGUGAACGCAACUCCUCUUAAACAGGAUGGCAGAUUUUGCUUAAAUUUACAGGGAUGAACAACCUUAAGGUGUAGAUGGUACUAAAGGAAGGAAUUUUCGCUGCGACCAAAUUUUACAGAAUUAUGGCCCUUUGUUGAUUCUUUCACUAUAUACUAUGUAGAAAAUUUGUGAAUGCGACUCCUCUUAAACCGGAUGGCAGAUUUUGCUUAAACUUACAGGGAUGAACAACCUUAAUGUGUAGAUGGUAGUAAAGGAAGGAAUUUUUGCUGCAACCAAAUUUUACAGAAUUAUGGCCCUUUGUUGAUUUUUUCACUAUAUACUAUGUAGAAAUUUUGUGAACGCAACUCCUCUUAAACCGGAUGGCAGAUUUUGCUUAAACUUCCAGGGAUUAACUACGUUAAUGUGUAGAUGGCAGAAAAGGAAGGAAUUUUUGCUGCGACCAAAUUUAACAGAAUAAUGGCCCUUUGUUGAUUUUUAGUUUUCAACUUGUGGCACAUGUAGUCCAAAAAAUAUUUGACCUAGAGUCAUAAGAUUGACAGAACAGUGGCGUGUAGGGGCAUCCGUGUCCUAUGGACACAUUUCUAGUUAUAACGUAUUUUCUUCCUAUUUUCCUGAUAAUAAGUCCUUGAUAUGGUGUAACAAUCUGUAUAUUUCUUAAUGUGUAAAGUGAUUAGUCCCCUACCGGUUUACCGGAGGGGACUUUAGGUUUACCCUCCGUCUGUCUGUCUGUCUGUCCGUCUGUCAGUCCGUCCGUCCACAAAACUGGAUCCCGCGAUAACUUGAAAAGUACUGAAAAUAUUUUUAUGAAACUUGGUAUAUGGAUAGAUGGCAGUAUGGAGAUUAUGCACGUCUUUUUAUUUUCUUCCUAUGUUGAAAAUUCUGGUUCUAUGUUGAAAAUUCUGGUUGCUAUGGCAACAAAUAGGCUGAAAAUAGGGCAAAUUUUACACAUAAACUGAAUCCAGUGAUAACGCAAAAAGUACUGGAAAUAUUUUUAUGAAACUUGACAUAUGGGUAGAUGGCAGUCUUGAGAUUAUGCACGUCUUUUUCUUUUCUUCCUGUGUUGAAAAUUCUGGUUGCUAUGGCAACAAAUAAGCUGAAAAUAUGGCAAAUUUUACACAUAAACUGGAUCCAGUGAUAACGCAAAAAGUACUGGAAAUAUUUUUAUGAAACUUGACAUAUGGGUAGAUGGCAGUGUUGAGAUUAUGCAUGUCUUUUUCUUUUCUUCCUAUGUUGAAAAUUCUGGUUGCUAUGGCAACAAAUAAGCUGAAAAUAUGGCAAAUUUUACACAUAAACUGAAUCCAGUGAUAACUCAAAAAGUACUUGAAAUAUUUUUAUGAAACUUGACAUAUGGGUAGAUAGCAGUCUUGAGAUUAUGCAUGUCUUAUCUGUUCUUCCUAUUUUGAAAAAAAUAUCUGCUGCCUUGGCAACAAAUAGGCUUAAAACAUGGCAAAUAUAACAAUAUUUGUGAUAAGUCAAAAAGAGCUGAAAUUUUUUUAUGAAAUUGCAUCUUUAAUUCAAGAGUUAUCUCCCCUUUAAAAAUUUUGCUUUUAAAAUGUUAUAUUUUGGUAACAGGGAUGUUUCAAAUAUUAACUUUAGAGUGUACUUCAGUCCGUCUGUCUGUCUGUUCAUAAAAACUGUUUCCUGUGAUCACUUUUAAAGACCUUUCCAACAAAUUUUUAAUGACUUAAAAUAGAGAAAAAUUGAAACAUUAGUGAAUGGCCAAUGGCCCUUCAGAAUGUUGAUGGGGUUCCAACCGGUAGGGGACUUAUGGAUUGCUUGCAAUACUAUGAUAAUUGCUUGUUAUUUUUUUUAUUUUUAGCUCACCUGUCACAAAGUGACAGGGUGAGCUUUUGUGAUCGCUUUUCGUCCGGCGUCCGUAAACUUUUACUUUAAAUGAAAUCUCCUCAUUAACCACUCAGCCAAUUUCAUCCAAACUUCACAGGAAUGUUCCUUUGGUCGUCACCUUUGAAAAUUGUUCAAAGAAUUUAAUUCCAUGCAGAAUUCUGGUUGCCAUGGCAACCAAAAGAAAAAACUUAAAAUAUCUUCUUCUAAAAAAUCCAAAGAGCUAGAGCUUAGAUUUUUGGCAUGAAACAUCUCGGUGAGUGUCUACCAAGUUUGUUCAAAUAAAAGCCCUGGGGUCAAAAUUGGCCCCGCCCCAGGGGGUCAUUGAUUUUCCCUAUAUGCAUAUAGUAAAAACUUAUAAAUCUUCUUUUAAAGAACCAAAAGAGCUUGAGCUAAGAUAUUUAGCAUGAAACAUGUUCUAAUGGGUGUCUACCAAGUUUGUUCAAAUAAAAGCCCUGGGGUCAAAAUUGGCCCCGCCCCAGGGGGUCAUUGAUUUUUCCUAUAUGCAUAUAGUAAAAACUUAUAAAUCUUCUUUUAAAGAACCAAAAGAGCUUGAGCUAAGAUAUUUAGCAUGAAACAUGUUCUAAUGGGUGUCUACCAAGUUUGUUCAAAUAAAAGCCCUGGGGUCAAAAUUGGCCCCGCCCCAGGGGGUCAUUGAUUUUCCCUAUAUGCAUAUAGUAAAAACAUAAAAAUCUUCUUUUAAUGAACCAAAAGAGCUAGAGCUAAGAUAUUUAGCAUGAAACAUGUUCUAAUGGAUGUCUACCAAGUUUGUUCAAAUUAAAGCCCUUGGGUCAAAAUUGGCCACGCCCCAGGGGGUCAUUGAUUUUCCCUAUAUACAUAUAGUAAAAACUUUAAAAAAUCUUCUUUUAAAGAGCCCAAAGAGCUUAAGCUAAGAUAUUUAGCAUGAACAUCUUCUAAUGGGUGUCUUCCAAGUUUGUUCAAAUAAAAGCCCUUGGGUAAAAAUUGGCCCCGCCCCACGGGGUCAUUGAUUUUCCCUAUAUGCAUAUAGUAAAAACUUAAAAAAUCUUCUUUUAAAGAACUAAAAGAGCUAGAGCUAAGAUAUUUAGCAUGAAACAUCUUCUAAUGGGUGUCUACCAAGUUUGUUCAAAUAAAAGCACUGGGGUCAUAAUUGGCCCCGCCCCAGGGGGUCAUUGAUUUUCCCUAUAUACAUAUAGUAAAAACUUUAAAAAAAUCUUCUUUUAAAGAACCCAAAGAGCUAAAGCUAAGAUAUUUAACAUGAAAUAUCUUCUAAUGGGUGUCUUCCAAGUUUGUUAAAAUAAAAGCCCCAGGGUUUAAACUGGCCCCGCUCAGGGGGCCUAUGUACAGGUGAGCGACUUCAGGGCCAUCAUGGCCCUCUUGUUGUGUGUUUUCUUUUGGAAUUAUUAAGUUAUUAUUUCUUUUUAUAAAAGGAGUUCAGUCUUAUUUAAUGCAUAGAAGUGCCCAGGAUUAAUUUGUGUAGUUAAUUUUGCAACAUUUGUUUUUGCUUCAAUAUCACUGUAAAUACUUGUGUUUUCUGUGAAAUGUACUAGUAUAUAAUUAUAAAUUAUGUAAUAAGUUAAAGGCCCAGUAUGCCUCAGAAAUGCUUUCAUUUUUAUUUCCCAAAUUUUUCCAUUUUUUUUGGUAUCUUGUUAAGUUUCCAAAAAAAUUACUCAUUUAUAGUGAAUAAUUAUUUCAUAUGGAAGUCAAAAUACUUUUUUGCUACCUUUAAAACACAUUCCUGUACAUUAUAAAACAUAUGUUUGACAUUUCUUAAGAAUUGUUGUUUUCAAAAAUUGAUUUCUGAUGUAUAAUGUGCCUUUAACAUGUGAAAGUUUGAAAAUAAAGUUGUGUUUUAUGUUAAUAUAAGCUUGAUGUUACAUUUUGCUGAUUGGGUUAAUGUGCAUUGAUCAUUAUAUGAAGUGGGAACCAGUCAAAAUGUACUGUGAACCAGUCAUUUUGAAAAAUCUUCGAACAUUCACUGCAAUCUCUGCAUAACAAGACUCUAUUAAGCAGUAACCUCUUUAUAACAACUAUUAAUUCUUAUCACUAUAAAUUUCAUCUCCCUUUAGCAACACACCUCGGCUACAUCAAAAGUAUUUAUCUCUUAAAGGGAGUGGCUAUGCAGAGGUUGCAUUGUUUUUAAGAGGUGGUCUGAAGUUUGUAAAAUAACUAUGAAUUUUUAGCUUGAAGAGUAAGGUGAGCUAUUGCACACGCCCUGGCGUCUGAGAAGCCUAAAUUUUUUUAUUAAGUCAAAUAUCUCAAUUAUUGCUUGAGAUAUUCAAUGGAAACUUACAAAACUUAUAUAGUAACAAUGUACUUCAGAUUGAAAAGUUGGAGAGCUCUGCCUACAAUAUUUGCAGAAUUAUGCCCCUUUUUAACUUAGAAAUUUGGUUAAAGUUUUUUGUAAAGUCAAAUUCUUCCAUAAUUCAGUGGAAUAUAAAGUAAUAUAAAAAUAGUGCAGUUCUGACACGAGACAUUGUUCUGACUAAAUUCUUCAUCAAGGUUGUAAUUUUUUCGUCAGCAUUAAGCUGGAAUACAUUUAAUUUCUUAUUCUGUUGCAGAAUUUAUUUUGCUAUAUAUAUUAUAACCUUAUUGUUUGUACAUUUUGCCAAUAAACUUUAUUGAAAGCUUU